This is a messenger RNA of Parastagonospora nodorum SN15, 510 nucleotides long. RefSeq lists its product as hypothetical. Gene Ontology annotation, cellular component: cytoplasm; nucleus. Gene Ontology annotation, molecular function: glutathione disulfide oxidoreductase activity. Lineage: Eukaryota; Fungi; Ascomycota; Dothideomycetes; Pleosporales; Phaeosphaeriaceae. The record is from RefSeq and is a predicted model, not a curated record. Gene Ontology annotation, biological process: cellular response to oxidative stress. The coding region runs from base 1 to 432 and encodes 143 amino acids. The transcript has 3 exons.
AUGGUCCCUGAAGCGCGAUCCGGACGAAACGAAGUCGCGAGGCUCGGAACGCCCACCCAAAAAAAAACCGCCACCAUUUCCUUCCUGCGCCACUUCUUCACGCGCGCCCCCUCGCCCGCCACCAUGUCCGCCACAAAGACCAAGGUCCAAUCCAUCAUCGACGAGAACCCCGUCGCCGUCUUCAGCAAGAGCUACUGCCCUUACUGCCGCCAGGCAAAGGAGCUGCUGAGCCAGAGCGGCGCCAAGUUCUAUGCUAUUGAGCUGGACCAAGUCGAUGACGGCUCAGCCAUUCAGAGCACCCUCGGCGAGAUGACGGGCCAGACUACCGUGCCCAACAUCUUCAUUGCGAAGGAGCACAUUGGUGGAAACUCGGACCUGCAGGCCAAGAAGAACAACUUGAAGACGCUGCUCAAAGAUGCUGGUGCUUUGUAGAUACCUCGUCACAAAGCUCGUCAGUCUGGCGCUCUUCUACGAGUUGAUACAUCAAUGAAGAAAUGAACAAUCACACAC